Messenger RNA from Macrosiphum euphorbiae (potato aphid), 276 nucleotides. The record is from the annotation of a GenBank genome assembly. NCBI's taxonomy places the organism in Eukaryota, Metazoa, Arthropoda, Insecta, Hemiptera, Aphididae.
AUGGGCUGCUUUUUCAGUUGUUUAAAGUCAAACUCCCGUUCCAACGUUGGAAAAAAGCACCGGCCAGUACCAACUGCAGUACCUGACCUGGUGCCUUUACCCAACUUCAGUAAUGAAGGAGAUUAUAAUAAUUACAUAAAAUUCGAGCCGUAUUAUUUUGGGAACAUCACUCGUUAUGAAGCCGAGGAACUUUUGAUUUUGCCAGAAACAUUGAAUGGAGCGUUUUUAAUUAGAGAUACUUUCAAUACAAGUCAUAAAUACUCUUUGUCUGGUUAG